AUGGCGUUCCAACUCCAUCCAGUCCUCACUGCCGUUCCCGAGUCCGCACUCUUCGGAUACGGACGCUCCCCUCCCUACCUCGUCGCUCCUCCUCUUCGUGUUCCUCCACAGGAGCUCACACCCCCGAUGUACGCCGGGUUCGGUAACUCGUACUCUGCCACGUCGGACUCGUCGUCGGCCUCGAGCCCCGACAUCCAGUCCCUCCUCCCUCCUCGUCACCGCUGGACCGUGCCGACUCCCCCCCAGCAGCAAGCUCCGUGGUUCCCUCCUGUCCAGCAGCAGGCAGCAGCAGCAGCAGCCUACGACGGCGGUUUUGACGGCAUGCCCCCUCCUAUUCCGCCACCGAUGGCGGCCUCAAACAUCUGGCACAACGAGUUUGAAGACCAAACCAGCAGCGAACAGUACCCCACCGCCUCGAGGCACCACCCGUACCUCGCAGAGUCGUCGAUGGAUGCCCACCGUCGAGCACUGGCAGGUGCAGCUGUCGGUGCUUCCUCCAUGGGGCCCGGCGGCCUCCGGAUGGGGGCGGACGACCAACGUCCGCCUGCACCUCCAAAGUCGGGGCGUCUGGGCGUCAAGCGUCGUCAAAAGUACACUCGCUCCCGUACAGGAUGCCUGGGCUGUCGCGCUCGUCGCAUCAAGUGCGAUGAGGGCCGCCCAGUUUGCCGCCGAUGCCAGGUGGCCAAGCGCGAGUGCUGCUUUCCCGACCCGAACGAGGCCAAGAAGCCGAAACGUAACGGACAGCAGUCCGAGUCGGACAACGACGACGACAAGUACGACGGCUCAGGCUCGGUGGAGAACACCACACCGCCCACCGCCACCACCGACUUGACGUUUGAGCUCAGCCAAGCUGUCCCCGAGGGGUUUGGCAUCGGUGGCGAGCCGCUGGGCUGGGACCGUGCUUUUUCCCGGGGCCUGAGCCCGUCAGCCAUGGGCUUCGAUCCCAUUGCCGCGGGUCUCGAUCUCAUCGCUGCAGCUCCCACUGCUGGUGCCUUGGCGUCCUUGGUUGAAGGCAAGGACAAGUGGGCGGACGGUGAGACUCCGCUGCUCAGCACUCCCAACUUUCUCCUGCCAUGGUUCCCCACGGCGCAGGAACAGAGUCUCAUCCUUCACUACUGCGCAAACGCCGCAGACCUCAUGAUGGCGAUUCCGUCCUCUCUCAACCCCAUGCUGGCCAUCAACUUGCCGCUGGCCCUCGAGUCUCCGAGGGGCAUGAACCCGGCCGCCGACGCCCUCCGUGUCACCCUUCUCGGUAUCGGGGCUGUGCACCAGGCUUUUCUGCUCGCCCGUUCCGGAAUGAACACUGUCCAGACCACCGCCACGUUUCAGUAUGCCGCCAACCUUCGCGACAUGGCCAAGCAGAUGGUCUGCCGUGCCCUCGAUGACCCCGCCGCAGCUGCCAGCGACGCUGCGUUGAGCGCCGCCACCUCCCUGGCGACCAUUGACAUCUUCUUUGGCGGCGAGCACUGGCUGGACAACUUUGCCGUCGCCAAGCGCCUCGUCGCCCAGCGAGGUGGACCCGCGCGCAUGCUCAAGGCCUCGACCCCGACUCAGCUCGCCGACGGUGUAACGGCUACCCCUGCGCGACUUCUCCUUGAGAUGCUGGCCAUUUACGAGACGCUAGGAUGCCUCACCCUUGGCCAGGAGCCAGAGCUCAUUUCCGAGUCUGAGAACUGGUGGUUUGAGAAGAGCUCGAGCACGUACGACGAGCACUCGGUGGAGACCUUGUUCGGUAUGAGCAAGGUCAUGGUCCACCUCUUCUCGCGCAUCUCGCGCCUCUUGGCCCGCGUGGCCAAGCAGGGUCGUUACCUCGAAGAGCCGCCCAAGACGACGACGCGCUCGGCAAACAUUGGGCCCGAGGGCUUUAUCCACAUCGACUCGUCCUCGACCGGCCUGCUGCCCGCCAAUGUCCUCCCCAACAUUUUCCAGUCGCCGACUGGCACCGCCGCCCCGCCACAGGCGUCGCGCGUAGGCAGCCCGCUCGACGACGGUGCCCUGCACACCGAGGCGGCCAACCUCAACACGGACAUUGACGCGUGGAUCCAGAGCCUGCAGAACACGCAGGUCGUGCCCGUCGAGCACGAGCGUGUCCAGGUGGGCAACAAGGCGUACGCCAGCACGAUGAAGAUCCUCCUCCUGCGCAUGGCCUACGGCCGCCGCCGGGGCGACCCCGAGGUGCAAGAGGCCGCGCAGGAGGUCCUCCAGCACUGCAGCGUGAGCACGGCCGCGCUCGGCAUGAGCAUCGACCUCAUGUGGCCCGCGGUCAUUGCCGGCUGCGAGGUGGACGGCGGCAGCCGCCAGUGGCUCCUGACCCUGCUCGAGGGGUUCAAGGCCCAGUGCUGCUUCGACGUCGAGACGGCCAGCCGGAUCAUCCAGGAAGUCUGGCGCCGCGUCGACACUGGCGAGCCCCGCGCAGAGUGGAAGGCCGUGUGCGACGACCUCGGACUCAAGGUCCUGCUGUGCUAA
Molecule: messenger RNA, 2466 nt
Organism: Apiotrichum porosum
Lineage: Eukaryota; Fungi; Basidiomycota; Tremellomycetes; Trichosporonales; Trichosporonaceae
Exons: 5
Coding region: 1-2466 (821 amino acids)
Biological process (GO): positive regulation of transcription by RNA polymerase II
Cellular component (GO): nucleus
Molecular function (GO): zinc ion binding; DNA-binding transcription factor activity, RNA polymerase II-specific; transcription cis-regulatory region binding
Source: RefSeq, a predicted model, not a curated record